Molecule: messenger RNA, 1266 nt
Organism: Puccinia graminis f. sp. tritici CRL 75-36-700-3
Lineage: Eukaryota; Fungi; Basidiomycota; Pucciniomycetes; Pucciniales; Pucciniaceae
Product: aspartate aminotransferase
Exons: 9
Coding region: 1-1248 (415 amino acids)
Biological process (GO): biosynthetic process; L-aspartate catabolic process
Cellular component (GO): mitochondrion
Molecular function (GO): L-aspartate:2-oxoglutarate transaminase activity; pyridoxal phosphate binding
Source: RefSeq, a predicted model, not a curated record
AUGGCUUGCGUGGAAAACUCGUCGAUCAAAAACGCCGCUGGGCCCACGUGGUCUGAUGUUCCCGUUGGUCCCCUCGACCCCAUCCUUGCUGUCGCCGAGGCUUUCAAAGCCAGUACCAGCCCAUUGAAAAUGAAUCUUGGGGUGGGUGCGUACAGGGACGAAGAUGGCAAGCCGUUUGUGUUACCUUCCGUUCGACAAGCUGAAGCGGCCAUUGUUGCGGCCAAAUAUGAUAAGGAGUAUAUUGGAACUACCGGCUUGCCAGAAUUCACAAAGCGUGCGGCUCUUUUGGCCUACGGCUCUGACAGUGCACCCCUGAAGGAGGAACGGAUUGCAAUCACCCAGUCUCUCUCCGGGACUGGUGCGCUGAGGAUCGGUUGUACUUUCCUCCAACGGUUUUACCCUCACUCCACGUCCGUCUACGUACCCACACCGACAUGGGGAAACCACAUUCCAAUGUUCAAAGAGGCUAGCUUUGAAAUCAAACGAUACCGCUACUUCGACAAGAAAACUGUCGGACUUGAUGCGACUGGUAUGCUCGAAGACCUCAAACAAGCGCCUGAUCGGUCGAUCAUCUUGUUGCACGCCUGCGCUCACAAUCCAACCGGAGUGGACCCAACCCAUGAACAAUGGAAAGAAAUUGCACAGGUGAUUAAAGGGAAGGGGCAUUUCAGUUUCUUUGACAUGGCCUACCAAGGUUUUGCGUCGGGGGAUGUGGAGCGGGAUGCCUUUGCGCCGCGUUACUUUGUCUCCCAAGGCUUGGAGAUCGUGCUCUCGCAAUCAUUCUCCAAGAUAAUGGGUCUCUACGGCGAACGAGUAGGAGCAUUCUCGGUAAUAUGCUCAAGCCAGCAGGAGAAAAGUAAGGUUGAGAGUCAGUUCGAGCUCUUGAUUAGACUCAUGUACCUUAAUCCCCCCGUCCAUGGCGCCAGAAUUGCGUCUAUGAUCUUGAGUGAUCCUGCACUUUAUAAACAAUGGCUGGGUGAAGUAAAAUUGAUGGCCGACCGGAUCAUCGGAAUGCGUACUGCACUAUUCGACACGCUUGUUGAUGAACUCGGAAGCCGACGGAAUUGGGACCACAUCAAAUCGCAAGCAGGGAUGUUUUGUUUCAUCGGUAUUUCCUCUGAGCAAGUGGAGCAAAUGGCCACGAAGCACGAUGUUUACAUGACUCGAGAUGGGCGGAUGUCGAUGGCUGGGAUCACUCAUCAUAACGUUAAGCACUUGGCAAAAGCUUUGCAUGAUGUCACCAAAUGACUAGAUACCCCCUUCACA